AUGGGGAAAGACUAUUAUGGUAUCCUCGGUGUAGACAAGAAGGCGACAGAAAAUGACAUUAAGAAGGCAUACAAGAAGCAAGCCAUGAAAUGGCAUCCGGACAAAAACCCAGAUAGACAAGCGGAAGCGGAACAGAAAUUCAAAGACAUCGCCGAGGCCUAUGAUGUCUUGUCAGAUUCCAACAAACGCAAAGUCUAUGACCAAUUUGGAGAAGAAGGACUCAAAGGAAACGCUCCAGCCUUACCCUCUAGUGCAGGAGGAGCAGGAGGAAUGCCGGGCGGAUUUAGGUAUGAGUUCCGGGGAGAUCCCAAUGAAAUCUUCAGAAACUUCUUCGGGUCUUCCGGCUUCGGAGGGAUGGGAGGCAGAUUUCGGUCAGGGAUGGGAGGAAUGGGUGGCAUGGGAGGAAUGGGCGGAAUGGGCGGAAUGGGCGGAAUGGGAAUGGGCGGAAUGGGGGGCGCGAUGAAUAUGAAAACUCCGUUCGUCACGGAUUUGAAGUUGACAUUGGAAGAACUCUUUACUGGAGUGACAAAGAAGAUGAAAAUCACUCGCAAGUCUGUUUCGGCAGGGAGGAGCACCGAACACACUUUUGAGAUUCAAGUGAAGCCAGGAUGGAAGGCUGGGACUAAAUUGACGUAUGCGGGCGAAGGAGAUGAAUACGCUCAGGGGCAGGCUCAAGAUGUCGUUUUUGUGAUCAAGGAAAAGCCUCACGAUAGAUUUCAGAGGAGCGGAUCUGAUCUGAUUUACAAAGUUAAGGGAGUGAAGUUGGUUGAUGCGCUCACGGGCUUCACGUUUCACCUCGAGACUUUGGAUAAGCGGAAGAUAUCUGUGGAAAUUCAGGAUGUAGUAUCGCCAAAUUAUACAAAGAUAGUUCGAGGCGAGGGGUUCCCCAAGUCGAAGGAGCCCGGGCAGAAAGGAGACCUCGUCAUCACUUUUGACGUCAUGUACCCCAAGCAACUAUCUCUCUCAGCCAAGCAACAAAUCCGCAAUGCGUUGCAGUAG
Molecule: messenger RNA, 999 nt
Organism: Guillardia theta CCMP2712
Lineage: Eukaryota; Cryptophyceae; Pyrenomonadales; Geminigeraceae
Exons: 14
Coding region: 1-999 (332 amino acids)
Cellular component (GO): cytosol
Molecular function (GO): protein-folding chaperone binding
Source: RefSeq, a predicted model, not a curated record